Harmonia axyridis is the source of this 3533-nucleotide messenger RNA. RefSeq names its product putative thiamine transporter SLC35F3. The record is from RefSeq and is a predicted model, not a curated record. NCBI's taxonomy places the organism in Eukaryota, Metazoa, Arthropoda, Insecta, Coleoptera, Coccinellidae. The transcript has 11 exons. Bases 213 to 1715 code for a protein of 500 amino acids.
UCUACAUAAUCAAUGCCAACAGCGCCCGACUUCACAGUCCUUUUAGUUUCUCCGUGCAGACCGCAGCGUUUUCUCUGUUCACGUAGAAAACCCGCGAUUUUGCCAAGAUGACAGAGUUGCAUCACUUGCCAACUGAUUGAGACGAUGACAUAAUGCACCACUCUACUUCAAUCUCCUCCAAUCUGAUCUUCAGGAUGAUUUUCUGAUAGGCCAUGACCAAAGACGGAGACCUGCCCACCAUCUUCAAUCCUCGAGGUCGGAACAGAGCCCCCAGUGUCCUGAUAACGGAAGAAGGGGUCGCAAAUGGCCCCUUCGCCCACGCAGACUCGAUAACCAGCAGCCAAACGGAACAGGGAGUCGAAACUGUCACCCAACCCACACCAACUCCUACCGGUCUGGCAGCUAAAUUGAAAUCCUGCUCGAGCUCAAUUUGUUCCAAGUCUGCCAGAAAGAUAUAUUUUGGAGUAUGGGUAACAGUUUGCGUAACAGCAUCUUGGGUAGGUGCCACACAUUGUAUCAAAUAUCUCUAUCUGAGAAGGCCAAUACUAGAUGUAGAUGAUGACCCCAUAUUGGUGCCACAUGAUACAACUGGUAUUAAUAUGUCAGCUAUUCAACAAACGUAUGGCAUUCCUUAUCAAGCUCCAUUCUUCACGACUUGGUUCGUAACGAAUUGGACCAUGCUCUUCUUUCCUUUAUUCUUCAUCAGUAGAAUAAGCACGAAACGAUGCGAAUCAAUGUCCGACAUUCUUUCGGAAUGUAUAAGGGAUUUUAGGGAUCGAGGAUUCACCCUUGGUCGUUUCAUGAUAAGAUGCAUCUUUUUCUGCCUUCUUUGGGUAGGAACUCACUACAUGUACAUAUUGUCUUUACGGAUAUUGCUUGCCACCGAUGUGAUGGCCCUCUUUGCUACAAAUGUUUCCUUCGUCUAUUUGCUCUCGUGGGUUAUCCUCCACGAGCAAUUUGUUGGAAUAAGGAUUAUGGCUGUGAUAAUCUGCGACACGGGCGUAGCCCUUCUCGCCUACAUGGACGGUAUUACAGGGAGUCCAACCUUAGGUGGGGUUGUUUUGGCGUCGUCUGCAGCAGCAGGCUCUGCCGUGUACAAAGUACUUUUUAAGAAAGUUAUAGGAGAUGCCACUUACGGUCAAGUGGCGCUGUUCUUCUCACUGAUCGGUAUGCUCAAUGCGGCCUUCCUAUGGCCUCUCAGCCUGUUGCUGUUCUUCACCGGUAUAGAGAGUUUUCAGUACGAUAAAUUACCAUGGGCAGCUUUGCUGUGUGCCAGUUUUCUUUCUCUUGUUGCCAAUUUACUGGGAAACUUCAGCGUUGCUCUCACCUAUGAUUUAUUCAUCACCCUGGGACUCAUAACAGCGGUUCCAGUUUCCGCAGCACUGGAUGUUGUGCUGUACGGCGCCACCUUCGAAGGGAUGAAACUAGCAGGCAUGAUACUAAUUGCCAUUGGUUUUUUUCUGGUUAUGUUCCCAGAAAACUGGCCCGACUAUAUAACAAGGUUAUUGAGGAGUAUUAUCAUGUUGAGCCACAGUGCCAGUAAAACACUUGUAGACACCAGGGAUAUAAUAAAGAGCAACAGCAAAACUAACACCCGAAUGUCGUUUGAGGUGGAGCAGGCGGAGCAGGCAUGGGAUGCGGACUGGGUUGCAGAAGGACGAGGUGGACUAUCGUACGGGCUACAUACGUUCACACCUACGAUCUCCUUCAGGUAGAGUCAGAUGACCGACCAAAUUCAUCCUCUCAUAAACGGGAAAUUUGUCUUCUUCGAUGUUUUAUAUCGAUGUGAUACUCUAGAUGUAACAGAACAGAUCUAUCUGUUCCUCAGAUUACAUGGAGUGAUUCUCGCAGUACCUAUGUUUUAUUCUAUGGACAGGCAUAGAAAAGCAGAAAUUUGAUUACAAGGUUGUCUCUGAUUACAAAUGAAAUUUAAAUAACUAAUAACUAAGCUUGGGGAAGAGGCUUUUGAAUUGACAAUUUUUUUCUAAUGGAAAUAAAGAGCUUGUAAUAUAUAGUCGAACAUUUUCAUUGUUAUUUGAAAAGCAAUUAUAAUCCUUCCAUAGAUAAGAUGGAUUCUUUAUUAUAAUGACCACUUGUACGCGGUUUUUUUUAUAAUGAAAGUAUUUUUCGAUCUAUUGUAAAUUCCUUCAACUAUCGAACUGACCCACAAAUUAACAUUUUAAAAAGUGGUUAUUGCCAUUUCCAUAAAUAGCAUAUUCACAUGUAGAAAGUUUUCAUUUGCAAAACUCUUCAGUAGGCAGAGAGAACAUGCUCUCAUAAUGAGAAAAAUAAAAUUUGAUUAAAUCACUAGGCAAAAGCUAGUUUUUCCGCUGUCUUAAGUCCAAAGAAUAAUCUGGUUAUUGCAAAUUAAAAAUGAUACUGAAGCUUUGACCCAGCUACAGAAUACUCAUAUCAAAAACUCUUUACAUAUAUUCUGGAACCAAUAUUUUACUAGACUUGAAUGAAAAAUGUAUUUUGAUCAAAUGAUAUUCAACAAAAUUUCAGUCAUAAAGUAGAGAUAAAAAUUGAAAAUUCUCUUGAAGAAAAAAAAUUACCCAUUGAGAUCUCCAAGGUUCUUGUAGUUUUCACUUCAUAACUUCAAAAUUCAGGGAUAUCAACCCCAGUUGGAAUUAAUCAUUUUUGUUCUAAAAAAAGAUUAAAUGAAAUAAAGAUUUUAAAUCAUAUCAAAUGCUGGAAUGCACUCUUCAUCUCAAAUAAAUCCAAAAUUAUUAAAAGUUCUAAUUUCAUUUGGGAUUAAUUUCCAUGAAUCCAGUAAAUAUUUAAAUUCAUGAUGCAAAAGAUAAAAUGUCCAAGUUGUUCUAAUAUACAGAUAACAGAGAUACUGUUAUCUGAGUUUUAAUAUCACAUUAUGGAUUUUGGAAUGAAUAAUACUUGAAUAAUGAUAAUUUUGAGCAUGACAUCACAAAUAUCAAAUUUUUAGCACAUACUUGUUCCAUUUUGGACAAUAUUGUUCGAUGAAUGAUCAAAAAAUUAGAGCUAUAAUCUACCUAAUCAACAAAAAUUUUUGUAUAUAUAUAUUUGUAUUUCUGAUAGUUGAAUUAUGGAAAUAAUAUUUUGUUUGUUAGAUCCAUAUUUGUUAUAAUUCAUACUUGUAUUAAUUCAAUAAAGUUAUGAAAGUGUCAAUACUAAUUCAAUAAAUUAAAUAAAUAAAAAUAAAAGAUAAAUACAAAUGCAGAUGAUAAUACAGGAAAUUCAUCUCGAAGGCAAAUUUUCAGAUAUACAAAUAAGUUUUUUGAACUAUCAUUUGCCAUUCUAUGUGAAAAACCAUUCAGAAUAAAAAAAAACUUGUAUUUUCAGAAAUCACUUUAAAUAAUUUUAUUUGUGAUAAUGUGUAAAUAUCAAUUUUGCAUUCUUCCACUUUUGAUCUAUAACACAAUCCACAACUGACCUAUAUAAUUUUACAUGAUUUCAUCAAGAAACAUCUAAUCUAUCGUUGAUACGUAUCCCAUAAAAGAUUGUAUAAAAAGUUUUAUAAUCAAAAGGAUCACAUAAAACAUAAGACAAAAUAUUUA